ACUCACUUGGAUCGGCUGCAUGUGGGAAGACUAAAGCAACUCUUAGGGGAUUUAGCCAGAGCUGCCUCCUAGCUGUGUUUUUGGAAGAAAGCGACAACAACGGAAGGCAAAGCAGCAAGAGGGUUAUGCUGAAGAUCACACCUGCCAGGCGCCAGCAGAGCGAGCGCUCUGCCUUCCUCGCGUGCGCUUGUCCGUCUGUCUGGCUGGUAAGCCCAGCGAUCACAUGCAUCCCUCUCCUGCCCCCUCCCUCUGCAGCCCUCUGUCCCGCUGCACGCCUCGCAACUUCUGCAAACUAGCCCAGAGCAGAGGCACUUUCCGCAGACGGGCUCCCUUAUCCCCCUGCCAGGGCUUUCUGCUUCCCCUUCUUCCCAAGUAAAGUUCAGGGGCAUGCAGAGGAGAAAGCAAACACUAAUGAUCGCCCUUGGCAAGGAAAGCUCAUGUUCGUCUCAGCUCUGCCUCGCUCUCUGCGCCUUUGGGCUCCUAUUGCUGGGGGAUCUGUCCCAGGCUGUACCCAUGGACGAUCAGGAUUAUUAUCUGCAGGAGAUUAGCAACAGGGAUCAUUAUUACUCCUUUCCGUACCCUGGUGAAGAGUAUUUUCCUUUCACGGAGCAACCUGGAGAGGAGGGAACUAUCCGUGCUGCACAGCCAGAGGAGCACCCAGGGUUCAAACCGAGCAGGAAAGAGUUAAAACCGAAGAAAAGCAGCAAAAAGGGAAAAUCCAUUCUUGAAACUCCACCAGAUUGUCCUCCACUUGGUCUAGAGACAUUAAAAAUUACUGACUUCCAGCUCCAUGCCUCUACAGCAAAGCGAUAUGGCCUUGGGGCCCACAGAGGAAGGCUUAAUAUUCAGGCAGGUGUUAACGAAAAUGAUUUUUAUGAUGGUGCUUGGUGUGCAGGAAGAAAUGACCCGUUUCAGUGGAUUGAAGUAGAUGCUCGAAGGCUAACAAAAUUCACUGGAGUCAUCACACAAGGAAGAAAUUCUCUCUGGUCGAGUAACUGGGUGACUUCUUACAGAGUAUUGGUGAGCAAUGACAGUCAUGCAUGGACUGCUGUCAAAAAUGAAUCUGGAGAUGUGAUUUUUGAAGGCAAUAGUGAGAAGGAGAUCCCAGUUCUCAAUAUGCUGCCAGUGCCACUGGUUGCACGCUACAUCCGUAUAAACCCUCGGUCCUGGUAUGAAGAAGGUAGCAUCUGUAUGAGAUUGGAAAUCUUAGGGUGUCCUUUGCCAGACCCAAAUAAUUAUUACCACAGAAGAAAUGAAAUGACAACCACAGAUAAUCUUGACUUCAAGCAUCACAACUAUAAGGAAAUGAGGCAGCUGAUGAAAACGGUGAAUAAAAUGUGCCCGAAUAUCACAAGAAUUUACAAUAUUGGAAAAAGCCACCAAGGACUAAAGCUGUAUGCUGUUGAGAUUUCUGACAACCCAGGAGAACACGAAGUUGGUGAACCAGAAUUUCGGUACAUUGCAGGAGCUCAUGGGAACGAAGUGCUUGGACGUGAGCUAAUCCUUUUGUUGAUGCAGUUCAUGUGUCAGGAAUACCUCGCUGGAAACCCACGCAUUGUCCACCUCAUUGAGGAUACCAGAAUUCACCUUCUUCCCUCAGUCAACCCAGAUGGAUAUGACAAGGCAUACAAAGCGGGUUCAGAAUUAGGGGGCUGGUCUUUAGGACGAUGGACUCAGGAUGGCAUUGACAUCAACAAUAAUUUCCCUGAUUUAAACUCUUUGCUUUGGGAGUCUGAAGAUCAGAAGAAGAGCAAAAGAAAAGUUCCAAACCAUCACAUUCCCAUUCCUGACUGGUACCUGUCUGAAAAUGCCACUGUGGCAGUUGAGACACGAGCAAUAAUCGCGUGGAUGGAAAAAAUUCCUUUUGUGCUGGGUGGCAAUCUGCAGGGAGGAGAGCUGGUGGUGGCGUACCCCUAUGACAUGGUGCGGUCCCUGUGGAAAACCCAGGACUACACGCCCACCCCAGAUGACCACGUCUUUCGCUGGCUUGCGUACUCCUAUGCCUCCACACACCGACUGAUGACAGAUGCGAGGAGGAGAGCGUGUCACACAGAGGACUUCCAGAAGGAGGACGGCACGGUUAAUGGAGCAUCGUGGCAUACCGUGGCUGGAAGCAUAAAUGACUUCAGCUACCUGCACACAAACUGCUUUGAGCUGUCCAUCUACGUGGGCUGUGACAAGUAUCCCCAUGAGAGUGAGUUGCCUGAAGAAUGGGAGAACAACCGGGAAUCCCUGAUUGUUUUUAUGGAGCAGGUCCAUCGGGGAAUCAAAGGCAUAGUGAAAGAUGUACAUGGAAGAGGAAUCCCAAAUGCCAUUAUUUCAGUAGAAGGUGUUAACCAUGAUAUUCGCACAGGAGCUGAUGGGGAUUACUGGCGGCUUCUCAACCCAGGGGAAUACGUGGUCAGCGUGAACGCCGAGGGCUACACUGGUGCCACCAAGACCUGCGAGGUGGGCUACGACAUGGGAGCCACCCAGUGCGACUUCACCAUCUCCAAAACCAACCUGGCGAGGAUCAAGGAAAUUAUGAGGAAGUUUGGGAAGCAGCCGAUCAGCCUGUCCCUGCGGCGGCUCCGGCAGCGGGCUCGGCAGUGGCGGCAGCGGAGAUAGACCUCGGCUCUGCCUCCAUUGGCUGUAGCAGUAGUGAGAGUUAUGUAGCCCAUCUCUUCAAACGCAUUUUCCUGUGCGAGGUCUUUCUGUUAGGGGAGCUGGAUGUGGGUUUGUCAUUUUGGAGAAAAAUUGGAAACAAAAUUCAGUUUGAGUCGAAGAGAAAUAAGCCCCAGCGUGUGGGGGGAGAGGCGGGAAGAAUGUAAAAAGAUGUUUUGAGUUAAACUGAUUUUUUUUUUAUUUUUUAUUUUUUUGCCUGUGGAUUAUUUAAUCCUUUGUAAAUCUGUUUUCUUUAAAUAUAGAAAAGGAAAAAAAAAAAAAAAAAGAGAGAUACUUGUAAAUGAGAAAUGUUGUUUUGAAUGAAAAAAAAUGAAAAAUGGUGUUUCUAAAGUAAAAAAUUGAUAUAUUUUUGCAAUUCAAAAAAGUUAUGACACUCUUUACAUUUUAUUCACAUAUGGGAGGAAAGCUGAGAGGGCACAGCUUCUGCUGAACAUCAUUAAAAUGUGUCAAAUUUCAGUCUUUUUCCCUGAAAGAGACUUCUGGACAAGCAUCAUAAUCUGAUUCCAGAACUUAAUGCCCAGAGUGUUUUCUCUUCUGUUUUAAAAGGCUGUAUUUUCUAAAUCUAACAAAAAGGUUGCUUGAUAAAAAUCACUGCAGCAAUGUGCUAUAGCACCUCCUCUCUGACCCAGGAGAAGGACUCAAAAUGAAGCUUUCAUCAUGCAUGCAGGCUUGGUCAUGGGCAUGUAUAUAGUUCACAAAUCCACUGUUCACAAAUCUUUUUUCUUGAUUCUGGUCUGCCUAUAAGUACUUUUGUGCUCAUGCAUGCAUUAUGCUCUGCAUAACAUGCAAGGGAUUUCAUGAUCCUCUACGUGGUCUCCUCAUCUUACCACUACAGCUGCUGCUUUUCUGGCCUCACUACUCUUAGAGCUGGAUAUGUGCUUAUUUAUUGUCUUAAGUAACAAAGUUGUACAGCAGGAUAGGAUUGAGGUUUGGUAAAGAUGCAGAUCAGAUCUGGGAAAGAAUGAACUAAAUAAACACUGGUCAAACCAUCAGCUGGUGAAAAUCAACUUUGCUCUGUUAGCUUCAAUGUCAUGACCUUAGUUAUACCAAAAUAAGGGCCAGCUGUACCUUUUUAGCCAGUCAAAAUCUGUGGAUAAACAAACAUUUUUAAUAUGCAUGGUAGUGAGGCUGCAGCAUACACUUCCAAACAGAGUUUGUUUAAAACUUUUUAAUUGCUAUUACAGUUCUUGCCUAUCUUGAUAUAUGAUUCACCCAACUAUCAUUCAAAACAGGAGAAGUAAACUAAAUAGAAAACUUACUGUAAAAAUAUUACUUGCCAUCUGUACUAAAUCUUCUUUCUUGUCAGCAAAGAAUCUUGUAAACACAAAAGGCAAAAGAUUGCAGAAUGAAUAAUAAAAUCAUGAACCCUUGCAUAAUAAAUAGUCCUAUUAUUAAAUUUCAUAGACAAUUCCAGCCUAUGCUUGUUCUGCAAAUUCCAUUAAAUAACAGCAAUGUAUUUGACAGCAAAGGCACAAAGAAAAUAACAGGGUGCACACACAGUUUUCUAUAACUGAAAUUAUGGAACUCCAGCUCCCAGUCAGCAUCAUUUAAAUUAAAUAAUAGAGGUAAACAAAUAAUCCAAUCAUCACAUUAGCAUUUUGAAAGAUAUUUUUCUUUUUCUUAUUUUUUCACUCUAUUUACCACCUUCCUUUACAACAUUCUAUGUUCCAUAUUUUUAUCUUGAGCUAAAUACUUAACAGCAAAGUUGUCAAGAAGGUUUUUUUUUAGCAUUUGAGAAAGGACAAGUGAUGUCAUUCUUUUUUUCAGGUAAUGAUGAGGAAGUUUUUUUUUGGAAUAGUAACAGCAUAAAGAUUUUCCUGCUAACUUGCCAGCAUGCCUGAUUUUUUUUUGUGUUAUGAACUGAUGAAGUUACUUAUGUAGCUUCUUUCUUGAGUCCUAUGAAGUCCCAGUCAUUUUGCUGGGGGGUUGUUUGCACAAAGAUAAAAACAAGGAAAUGAGGAGGCAAAUGUAAUUCACUGAUAUUCAGAUUGAAGGUGGAAACCACUAGCUGGAGGGUCCAUCCUGGCAGGUCAGUUCUUUCUACCUUGUAAUAACUUUUCAGGCUGUUAUGAGAUUUACUUUACAAACCUAACUGUCCCUAUGCUCUGUUCCCAGGUAUGAGGCUAUAUCAACAAAUAUUUUUUAUUCGGUAGUGAGAAGUGGAUUUCAUGGGAAGGCAUUUGAUAUCUGUUAGCUAAAAUUAAAUGGAUUCUGAUCGCUGCAGACCUCACUAACAUCAAAUGCUGAAGACAGUGGCCCUGGUGUUCUCUGCUGGCAGUGACUAGUGCUUGCAUGUACUUGAGUAUAGCAGAACUAUGACUAAUGCAGGUGACCUUGCUCUGUUUUGAUCCAGGCAUUACUAAAUAAAUGGCCUAAUAGACAUCAGGUAUAGUCAUCACUGCAAUUAUUUGUGAUUGUUCAGCACAUUUGAACUGAACGUUCAAGUUCAAAGGAAUUUUACUAGUAACUUUAGAAAUACGAAUAUCUCAUGCUAAGAUAAGAUGCUUAUGCCUGCCCUGAAUACAAUAAUACCAAAAUGAAGUGUGCCCUAUUUGCUACUAUAGUAAUGCACUUGGGAGUUAAAAUGUUCUUUCUUUCUUUCUUUUUAAAUACAUGGUACUGCUAUUUAAUCUCCAUGUAUAUCCAUGCCACAAACCAAUAAAUUCAGAUGCCAGUA
Molecule: messenger RNA, 5341 nt
Organism: Oxyura jamaicensis (ruddy duck)
Lineage: Eukaryota; Metazoa; Chordata; Aves; Anseriformes; Anatidae
Gene: CPXM2
Product: carboxypeptidase X, M14 family member 2
Exons: 13
Coding region: 388-2607 (739 amino acids)
Biological process (GO): proteolysis
Molecular function (GO): zinc ion binding; metallocarboxypeptidase activity
Source: RefSeq, a predicted model, not a curated record